This is a messenger RNA of Daphnia magna, 842 nucleotides long. RefSeq lists its product as uncharacterized. Lineage: Eukaryota; Metazoa; Arthropoda; Branchiopoda; Diplostraca; Daphniidae. Bases 107 to 706 code for a protein of 199 amino acids. The record is from RefSeq and is a predicted model, not a curated record. The transcript has 3 exons.
CUUAGCAGAGGUUUAGUUUUAGUUUUGUAACGCGUCACUUCAGUCGAUCGCAGCAUUCCUAACAUCAGCACAUAUUCUUUAUUGCGCCAGCUCAACUAUCCGAAAGAUGAGAUCAUUGCACGCGAGUAAAUGUUCGCUCUACUGGGCCACCGUGUUUUUGGUAAUGUUGGACGUCAAUAAUGUAAGGGCACUCGAUUGGAACGGCGCCGGAACCGAUACUCGUUGGGCACUUCAGUGCGAUUUCAUAGGCCGGGAUAUGAAAAAUCAACUCAGCACCGGAGACCAAUGCGGAUCUCUUUGUAAAGCAAAUCCUCCUUGCAGCCAUUUCACGUGGACAAAUUUUCAGGGAGGGACGUGUUGGAUGAAAUCAGGUUUAGUAUCGGAAUUUGAUUCCGUGUCGAAAACAACCGACGGAGCAGUUUGCGGGUUUCUCAAGUCAACUACGGGUCUGCCUUCCAACGCGUGGAACGACGUUGGAUCCCUAAAAUGGGCAUUGAAUUGCGAUUUCUUGGGUCGCGAUUUAGCAGCUGUAGCGAGUUCUCCCGAAACCUGCGGACCAACUUGCCAGUCUAAUCCGCAAUGCAGUCACUUUGUUUGGACGAAUUAUCAAAGGGGAACCUGCUGGUUAAAGAAGGGCGGCGCCUCAGAAUGCGAUGCGGUUGUUAAAUUGGACUCAGGCGCAGUUUGUGGUUUCAUGAAAUACUAAUCAGUUGUCUACUCCUACGCUGUAUACUAAACUGCAUUCGUUUAUGGCAUCGACCUCGAAUGUUUUUUCUUGGAACUAGUUUCAAUUCAUGAAAGAAACAACCUUCGGUUCCAUGUAAUACACAAGUAGCAAGAUC